This is a messenger RNA of Megalops cyprinoides (Indo-Pacific tarpon), 828 nucleotides long. RefSeq names its product short transmembrane mitochondrial protein 1 (gene stmp1). The coding region runs from base 93 to 233 and encodes 46 amino acids. The transcript has 3 exons. NCBI's taxonomy places the organism in Eukaryota, Metazoa, Chordata, Actinopteri, Elopiformes, Megalopidae. The record is from RefSeq and is a predicted model, not a curated record.
GACGUGUGGAAACUAAACUGUUUUGGAUAACGUUUGUGCUACAACUCAUCUGUAGUAGAUAAUUGGCUAGCUGGCUGCAGUUAGGAUACAAAAUGCUACAGUUUCUGGUUGGGUUCACCUUGGGCAAUGUGGUUGGGAUGUACCUUGCACAAAACUAUGAGGUCCCCAAUAUUGCAAAGAAAAUUGAAGACUUCAAAAAAGACGUGGAAGCAAAGAAAAAACCAUCGGAGUGACGGAGGAAGGGGGGAGAGAGAGAGAGCUGGAAUGACUGUGUCACUGAUUCACACAAGGAGGGGAGGACAUGAACUGGAAUAAAUAUGCCUAUAACAGUGUGGAGAUAUAUACUAUACUGAUUUAAUCUAUGCAAAAGCACAACUUAAGAUGUAAAAAUUCACUAAAGAACACUGCUUUAUAUAGUAUCUGGACCACUUCCUACAAACCUUUUCUCAUAUCAGUUUUGUGAUCUGCAAAGAUGACUUUAUAUGGCUUUUGGGGUUGAACAUCAGUGACAGGAAAGUAAAACUGCAAAUAAGAUUGAACAUAAAGAUGUUUAUAAGAGUAUUUUUCUAUCAUGGGCAGUUCUUUCAAAAGGAAGCCUGUUGUGGGGGAGGGGUACUGGGAAAUUGGGGAACAAGGUCAGUAAAUUGUGCUUUAAAAGCAGUGAUUGCACUGUUGCUGAUAGGUGAUUAGGUGAUUAUGCUAGUGUUUGUACUGUUAAACAGGUGCUGUUGUACUGCCUGAUAAGAGAGAUGAUGCUUAAAUUUGCUGCCAACAACUACUUUUAAACGUUAUUUGAAAAACAUUUUGUUUCUUCUUAUUUAAUGUUAC